Molecule: messenger RNA, 2160 nt
Organism: Exophiala spinifera
Lineage: Eukaryota; Fungi; Ascomycota; Eurotiomycetes; Chaetothyriales; Herpotrichiellaceae
Exons: 1
Coding region: 1-2160 (719 amino acids)
Biological process (GO): protein palmitoylation
Cellular component (GO): Golgi membrane
Molecular function (GO): protein binding; palmitoyltransferase activity
Source: RefSeq, a predicted model, not a curated record
AUGUCGACCCCCAACUCUCAAAAACAAUCACUUCCUCCGCCCUCCAGAAACAACGCGGCUUCUCCGCAAGUAACCUCUGAAGGUGUUGAACUCGAACCUGUGCAGAAUGGCCCGGUGGAACGAAGCCUCCCUUUGGAGGAGGACAUUAUGCAAUGCGCCCGCAUUGGCGCUCUUGAACAUAUUCAAAAGAUGAUUCAGUCCGGAAAAUACACAGCGACGUACAAGGAUGAAGAAGGCAUCACUCCUCUCCAUUGGGCUGCUAUCAACAACCAAUAUGCAGUGUGUAAAUACCUACUUGAGCAGGGUGCAGAUGUCAAUGCAAAAGGAGGAGAGUCCAAUGCGACAGCCGUGAUGUGGGCGUCUCAGCGAUGUCACUUCUAUAUCGUCAACCUUUUGCUACAAAACGGCGCGGAUCCUCUAUUGACCGACGGUCAAGGCUACAACAUCCUCCAUCUUGCUACCAUUGACGGGAAUGCCCUCCUGCUCAUUCUACUGUUGCACCAGAAUAUUCCUGUCGAUAUCCCGGAUCCUCAAGGACACACCAGCUUGAUGUGGGCAGGAUACAAGGGUUGGCCUGCGUGCGUUGACCUCCUUUUGCGUUGGGGCGCAAACGUGAAUGCAAAAGAUGACAAUGGAUAUACUCCUCUACACUGGGCUCUGGUGAAAGGCUCGAAGGCCUGCUUGGAUAGACUACUGGAGUACGGAGCUGACAGAUUCGCGAAGACCAACGAGGGCAAGACACCAAGCGACUGUGCCGAUGAGAUGAACACGAAACGCGUCUACCGUCGCUCGUUAGCCGACCAUGGCUAUGAUGCCUCGGGAAAUGUCAAGACUCUCCCAUUAGGGCUACAUACUGCAGUUCGCGACCGAUCUGUGAUGGCCAAGUUUUUCUUCCUCUAUCCCUUCACGAUCAUCCCAAUCGGACUUUACAUCAUAAGUCACCUCAGCAUCUUUAUUGGUCUUCCAGUGUUUUUGGUGGUGUGCUUGGGAAUGCAGUACAUUGCGCAGCGGAUCGCAAUGAUCAGCCACCUCGAAUAUCACACCAUCCAUAAAACGCCCUAUCUGGCCGGCAUUUUUGCUGGCACGUUGUUUUGGGUCGGCUUCAGCUAUCUCACGACCAUACUACCUGUCACGUUCUCCUCGAACUUCUUGUCCAACUUGUCUUUCGUGAUUUUCUAUGCUGGCACAGGGUACUUCUACUUCCUAGCCAUGCUUGAAGAUCCCGGAUGGGUUCCUAAACUUGCAUCACGAAACCAGCAACGCGCCAUGAUCGAAGAGCUGUUCUCGCUCUGGAAAUUUGACGAAGAGAAUUUUUGUGUUCAAUGCAUGGUUCGCAAGCCUCUCAGGUCCAAACACUGUCGCCGCUGUCAUCGCUGCGUGGCCAAGCAAGACCACCAUUGCCCCUGGAUACAUAAUUGCGUGGGAAACAAUAACCUGCGCCAUUUUUACAUUUACAUUCUUUGUUUGGAGGUGGGCAUCGUCCUGUAUGUUCGACUGGUCCUCGCCUACCUCACUCAGCUCCCUAGUCCGACCGAGGACGCUGUGUCGAAGUGCAACAUUCUCGGCCCCGCGUUAUGCGGAUUCGUACUUCGCGAUCCCUGGACCGUUGCACUUGCAUUGUGGACGGUGCUCCAGCUCAUUUGGGUUACGAUGUUGCUAGUUGUGCAAUCAGUCCAGAUCUCCAAGAACAUGACAACCUAUGAGAACAUGAAACGCCACGAACACACUAGGGAAAAUGGACCGUUACUGCCGCAGCACGUGCGACCGGUCAUUCAGGGUGCCACGACCGGCACGUCGUCCCUCAACGACACCGCGGCUGCUUCAACACGAAUCCAUCCUGUCCCGAGACGCCCCGAGGGCUGCCUUUCGCGGUGGAAGAAAAUUAUCGGUCUGGAUGCCUUCUUGGCCACCGCGUCAGACGCAUCGCAUGGCAAACUCCAGUCUCGAAAUGCGAAUCCGUUCAGUCGCGGCAUCGUCGGCAACUGCAAGGACUUUUGGUGUGAUCCGGCACCUGUGUUUGGCAAGAGGAAGAACGGAGAUGGCUUCCUCGGUGGCGAAGUCGUCGACUAUGCACACUUGUACGAUGUCCCUCUGAGACUUCGGAGCGGCGCUGGCGGGAUGGCAUAUACCAGCGUUGCGACGGAUGAUGAUGAGUCAUGA